This is a messenger RNA of Pristis pectinata (smalltooth sawfish), 1801 nucleotides long. RefSeq names its product interleukin-8-like. The record is from RefSeq and is a predicted model, not a curated record. The transcript is spliced from 4 exons. NCBI's taxonomy places the organism in Eukaryota, Metazoa, Chordata, Chondrichthyes, Rhinopristiformes, Pristidae. Gene Ontology annotation, biological process: neutrophil chemotaxis; chemokine-mediated signaling pathway; cellular response to lipopolysaccharide. Gene Ontology annotation, molecular function: CXCR chemokine receptor binding; chemokine activity. Bases 79 to 387 code for a protein of 102 amino acids. Gene Ontology annotation, cellular component: extracellular region.
UGUACUAUGGAUUGGACACAGACUGCAAGCAGUGCAGCAACGGUCAGAAGAUAAAGAACAUUGUAACAACACAUCACCAUGAACAUCAAAGUUAACUUCAUUGUUCUCACUCUCUUCUUAUUUUAUGUGUCUUCCAUACAAGCUGCAUCAAUUGGGAGAUCAGGAACUAAACUGCGCUGUCAGUGUAUCAAAACAUCCUCAAAUUUCAUCCAUCCGAGGUUCAUGGAGAACAUUGAAAUUAUUCCCAGUGGUCCUCACUGUGGGAAUGUAGAAAUCAUUGCCACUCUUCAAGAUACUAAUCGAGUCUGUCUGGAUCCUGAAUCCUCCUGGGUAAACAAAAUUAUUAAAAAGAUACUCAGUCGUCCCAAGACUGAUGCAGUUCAGUGAGGAGAAACUCAGGGUCAGAGAGUGAAAAGGCUGAAACAUUAUCCAUACUGGAGACCUAGAUUAAGUUCAAAAACUCACACUGGCCUGGAUCUUGUUCAGAUUUAUGCUAGUAUCAUAAUAGCCUGUGAAUGUAUUAAAACAGCUGUGAAUGGCUUAAAACAGUGUUUUAUAAUUAUAUAUUUAUUUGUGUGUUAAGGCUAAUGCUUGAGGGAUUCUUUAGUUAUAUAUUUAUUUUUAUACUAAUGCCAAUGGUUCAAGAAUGAAAUGUAUUUUUGUCUUACUGAAUCAUACCCUGCAUCAUGUUAACAAGUUGUCAAUGUCUCAGAGAUUACAAUCCAAUGGUAACCAAGAAUAAGUAGAAGACAAAUUUAAAAGAAAUUCCUAAAUGGUCUUCAGUAGAGCCAGCAAUGCUGUCACUAUGUCAGCAAUGCUAAGCAUGUUAGUGCAAGCACAAAUGGACUGAGUCAUAUUUAUAUGUCCAGGGAGCAGAUGACACAGCAUUGUCGGUUCCAUAUCCUCUUAAUGGAGCCACAAGAGACUGCAGAUGCUGGAAUCUGGAGCAGCAAACAACCUGUUGGAAGAAUUCAGUGGAUCGAGCAGCACCAGUCCUGAUGCAGGGUUUUGACCCAAAACAUUGACAAUUCCUUUCCUCCCACAGAUGCUGCUCGACCCACUGUGUUCCUCCAGCAGAUUGUUUGUUGCUCCAUAUCCUUUCAAACUAACUCAACAAUGUAACAAUAUCAAUGCUUAGCUCUUAUCAUCUUCCUUCAGUUGUUCAUAGUAAAUGCUGCAGGGUAUAUUUAAUCAACAUUGUAAUGCAAAUUCUGCCAAUUAUUUAUUGUAAAACACAACUAAAUAUUUAUAUAUGUCCAAUGAUUUCAUUCAUCUCCAUUACAGAAAAUGUAAUCUUGAUGACAGGAAAAUAAUGCCAUACAAAUAGAUCUUUUAAUAAUUGAUUGGAGGUUUCCAAUGAUAAGAUAUUUAUUUAUUAGUCACAUGUACAUCGAAACGCACGGUGAAAUACGUCUUUUUGAGUUGCUAAGAAUGUGCUGGGGGAAGCCUGCAAAUGUAGCCACUUUUCCUGCGCCAACAUAACAUGCCCACAGCUCCUAACCUGUACGUCUUUGGAAUGUGGGAGGAAACCGGAGCGCCUGGAGGAAAUCCACGCAGACACGGGGAGGACGUACAAACUCCUUACAGACAGCAGCGGGAAUUGAACCCAGGUCGCUAGUGCUGUAAUAGCGUUACGCUAACUGCUAUGCUGCAGUGCCGCAUUUCAUCAACUGGACUUUUUAUACAGUACUUACUCAAAGAUAAAUUAUUUCAUACACUUAAUGUAAGGCAUUAAGUAUGCUGCAUUUUGGUUUCCAAAUAAUUGAUCUUGUCUUAAAUUAUUAUUAAAAUAUUUGGAGAU